Messenger RNA from Rhododendron vialii, 1650 nucleotides. RefSeq lists its product as uncharacterized. Lineage: Eukaryota; Viridiplantae; Streptophyta; Magnoliopsida; Ericales; Ericaceae. The coding region runs from base 1 to 1650 and encodes 549 amino acids. The record is from RefSeq and is a predicted model, not a curated record. The transcript is spliced from 3 exons.
AUGAAGAAGAGGAUGACAAGGAAGAAGGCGAAUCCAGUGAGUAGGAAAGCCAAAAUCGGAGGAACCAUAGCAAAGCACCUCCAGAGAGGCCGCCCCACGAACAAGAGGAAAUUUAAGAUGCCACAAUUAGAGACGUUCAAUGGCUCCACGGAUCCAUUAGAUCACUUGGAAACGUACAAGUCUUUGAUGCAUCUACAAGCAUUACUAGAUGAAGUAAUGUGCCGGGCAUUCCCAGUUACCCUCAAAGGAAGUGCCCGAGCAUGGUUCAAUAAACUCCCGCCAAGAAGCAUACAUAGCUUUAAAGAGCUUAGCACAAGCUUUAUAAGCUACUUUAUUACUGGGCAACGCUAUGGCAAACCAGCAACACAUUUCCUAACGGUGAAGGAAGGAAGAUGGGAGUCAUUAAGGGAUUACAACACAAGGUUCAAUAAGGAGGUGGUCCAGAUAGAUGCAGUCGAUGAUAAUGUAAGCAUAACUGCAUACAUAGCUGGACUAUAUUUAGGACAGUUCCUCUACCUCUUGUCUCAAGAACCACCCAAAACUCUGGCAGAGCUUAUGCUUAGAGCUCAGAAACACAUGAAUGUAGAGGAAGCUAUCUACGCAAGGCGCUUACAUGAUAGUUUUGAUCCCCGAGCAGGACCAUCACAGGUUGGCAAAUUUCCUCCACUAGAUAAAAGAAGAAGAGAAGCCACCAGCAAAACGGGAGGCAAACCAAAGAACAAAAAGGUGGACUCAAGAUCUUCCCCAAAACGGGGAGGGGCUGGAGGCCCGCCCCAAGGCAGAGUGGAAGAUAAAAGCAAAGAGGGUAGAGACGGCACGACACCCUGCUCAGGUCCCAUUGGAGAGAUCAAGGUAAUCCAUGGAGGAUUUGCUGGAGGUGGAGAAUCUAGCAACGCUAGGAAAGCUCAUCUAAGGAAGUUGAGAACGGAAGAACAUUUGGAAGUCAACACAGUUGGCUGUCCAAGCAAGCUUCAGAAAAAAGAAGAAAUACCCAUUAUUUUCUCAGAAGAAGACAUCAAGGGAGUCCAGAUCUCUCAUGAUGACCCCUUGAUUAUAACCAUUGUUGUGGCAAACUACCUCACAAGAAGGGUAUUGAUUGACAACAGGAGCUCGGUCGACAUCCUCUACCUCCACGCUUAUGACCAAUUAAAGAUUGGACGAGGAAGGCUAAAGCCAAUGACGUCACCACCAGUUGGAUUUGUAAGUACCCCUACUUACCCAAUAGGGCAAAUAGCCCUUCCAGUCACCAUGGGGGAAGAAGGAAGGCAAAUUACAUGUAUGAUAGACUUCAUAGUAGUCGACUGUCCUUCAGCAUACAAUGCAAUACUGGGGAGAAUAACCCUAAAUAAAAUUGGGGCAAUAAUCUCCACGUAUCAUUUGAUGAUAAAGUUCCCAACACCAGAAGGGAUUGGUUGCAUAAGAGGAGAUCAAAAAGCAGCACGAGAAUGUUACAUCACCUCGCUUAGAGGAGCCAACAUCACGAUGAAUAUUGAAAGUCUCGACACACGUGAUGAAGAGAAGCUCCAACAUGGAGAACCAGUGGAAGAGCUCAUAAAAGAGCCCCUGGAACCAGGGCAACAGGAAAGAAAUUGGAAUGGGAUUGAGCACAUCGACACGAGCGGAGCUACUACAAUUCCUAAGAAAGAAUAA